GGGGCUGCGAGGAGCGGUGGGGCCGCGGCCCGGCGGGGGGAGGCCGCGCCCGUGAGGUGAGUGAGGCGGCGGCGCGGCCCGCGGGGGAAAACGCGACCCCCGGUUGAGGCGCUGCGGCUGCCGGGGCGUGGGCUGCUUCGGGCGGCCGCGGCUCGGGAAGCGGGGAAGCCGAGCGCUUUGUGUUGUGUUGUGUUGUGUUGGUGGGUGGGGGCUUUGCCUCUCCGUGCCGUCCCGAGGUCCGUUUCUCGCUAACGAUGAACGCGAAUAGGCGGCUUCUUUUCAGAGCUCGGGUAUUUAUAGGCUGUUAGUGGAACUUUGAGUGGCCUAACGCAAACAGCGUGCUUUUUUUACCCUGAGGGACUUUGUUGCUGUUCCUUACAUUACUACGGUAUCAGAACUACUGCUGCUGGUGUUGCUCGAAGUUCUUUUCAUCAGUCGGUUUUAUUUUUUCUCGAAGGCUUUAAGAAUCCGCCUGCACAGAGGUUGCCCCGUAAACACCGCGUGGUCGCGGUAUGCACACGUGAGGUGUGUUGAGAAGUGGGCGGUGUGGGCUGCGGGACUUCGCUUGAGGCCUUUCUGCAGGGAGCCCGGAGUGGUGGACUGACUCUGGGAUCUGAAUUUCUCGGUGCUUUAAUAGGGAAGGCUGAGUUCUGGACUGUCACUUACCUGUACCCAUACGUUCGGAGCUGUAGUGAGUUUCCAAAUUCAUCGUGCUGGGAAAGUUCUUCACUUUUGCCAGUUGUUCUUUAAUUUACCCUUCUCUCAAGUAACUCACAGGGAUGUUCUCAGGGCUUUUGCUUCAGUUCCUUCUAUGCCACAAUUCUAUAAUGCAGUGCAAUAAUCAAAGUCCAGCUCUUGCUGUGCAUAAACAACGUGAGCGCCCAGGAAUAUUCCAGUCCUCAGGAUGAUGGGCUUUAAUGGUUUAUACACUGUAGGGAACUCAUUGGAUAAUUUGUUCUGAAAUAGUGCUCGGUGCAAACACAAAAUUUCAUAAUAAGUGACAUUGUUCUCCAGCAACAAAGCUCUUCCAGAGCUGCAGUUUGGAAGCAUAUUUUAACAAUGUCACCGUGAAGCCCCACAUCAACGAAGCUCAUAGUGUUUACAGGGGAAUUGGUGAGACCACACAACUCUGCCUGUGAUCUGGGAAGUAUUGUCUUUGUCAUUAAGACAAUAAACACAGCAGCUUCAGAGGCUCAGCUGGAGUUCUGCUGGAGCAGGUGCCCUGAAUUUCAGGGGUGUGAACUUGAUGCCAUUCUUAGCAACUUGGAGACAACGUUUCUUGUUUUUCAGAGCGCUAAGCCCAGCCUACAGACCCACACCCAGAUGUUUUAGCUGUUCUGCUGCUUCCAAUUCUCAUUCCAUUUGAAUGGCAGAAAUGUAUUGCUUUUUGUUACAGCUUGCUUCCACUGAUAAUGAAACUGAGUGUUUUGGUUUCACUUUGUUUUCUUUUCUGGAGUAUUCUUUGGAAAAGGUGGUGUAGCCGAGCUGUUUACAAAGCAAUUGUGCUUUAUUGGAAGUCAUAAAGCAGCUCAAUACCUAGUUAACUGUUUCAGUGCCAGUCAGAAUUAACUGCUCUCUGGAAGCAAGUGGGGAAUAGUUGCUUCUGGACAGCUGUUGUAAGAAGUUGCUGGAAGAUUUGGAAUAGGAUUUAUGCAAAAGCAAGAGUUUCAUACUUUCACCAUCAUUCUGCUUCACAAAACCAAGUAGGCUAUAAGAGCUUUUCAGGUAUUGGAAGAAAAGAAUACCUUUAAAAGGUGUUAUAAUGUGAAGAACAAACUUCUUUCUGAUCGCAGUUGUUCCUUGUGUUUAAAUGCAUGCUGUGCUCGCUCGUGUCAUAAAGUCUUAAACAACGUCAGUAGCCAUAACAUUACACUCAGAAAAAGAUGCAUGACCUGUUACCUCUGGAUGAGGGGGAACUAAGGCUUUCCAUUUAUCUUUAACUUUGAUACUGAAGAUGAAACAGUCAAAACUGAUGCUAAUUUUUUCUCUUGUGGUAUAUAACCAGAGCCGGAAUAUUAAUUGAAGUAAUGCAAUGAAGGUUAUUCAUUCAUAUUAUUCUUUAUUACCUACAAUUUUGUAACUACUGGAAAACAUGUGAGAUUUAGUCAAUCUCCCAGAUGAGAAAAAAUGGGCCGUGGUGUGUUCUGUGCAUGUAAAUGGGGGGGAGGAGGAGCAUUAGAGAGAGGAAGUGUUUGUACUUCCACAAACUGAAGGAACAGGCUGAUGGCUUGAAGUGUAAGUUAAGCAGACAGGAUGAUAUCACAAGCAACUGCAAGGUGAUUUGAGAUGUGCGACCAUCAUUACAACAGCUUCAAAUGUCUUGAUGUCCUGGUGUGUGAGCCAUGAUUUAGAAGGAAACAAAACGCUGGGAAGAUGUGUUUUUGGCUGUUAGAUCCCCCUGCGUGUUGUUUCCCUUGAGCUGCUGUUUGAUCAGAUAAGAAAUUCUGCGUAUUUGUGCCUCUUCUGUAGAAGGAUAAAGACAAAAAUAACACGUGCCAGCUUGGCAAGCAGGAAGAACAAAAGGACAGGACUGAAAAUAUCCCAUCGGAGGCAGUGUCACCAUCACCACGCAGCAGGCUGGGACAGCAGCAACAUUAGACAGGCAGCCCGGCCUCGUUUUCUUCAUGUUUUUUUGUUAGGUGGUACGUAAUAGAAGAACUUCCUCUUUGCGAAGCCUGAAGAGUAGUAGAAGGUGCUUGUGGAUGACAGAUAAGUCUCCUAAAGUGACUAAAAUGAUUUAGAUUUUUCCCUGGACUGGCCCACAGACUUGCAUGGUUUAACUCAUACGAAUCACUGCUUGAAAGACUUCAAGUACAAAAUUAUUGAAAGACUUAAAAAUGCCACCCCGACCAUCAUCUGGUGAACUAUGGGGCAUCCACUUGAUGCCCCCGAGGAUCCUUGUGGAGUGUCUUCUCCCAAAUGGAAUGAUAGUGACUCUAGAAUGCCUCCGUGAGGCCACACUGCUAACUAUCAAACACGAACUUUUUAAAGAAGCAAGAAAAUACCCUCUCUAUCAGCUCCUUCAAGAUGAAUCUUCUUACAUUUUUGUAAGUGUUACGCAAGAAGCAGAAAGAGAAGAAUUUUUUGAUGAAACACGGAGACUUUGUGACCUGCGGCUAUUUCAACCUUUCCUAAAAGUCAUUGAACCAGUAGGUAACAGAGAAGAAAAGAUCCUUAAUAGAGAAAUAGGUUUUGCUAUUGGCAUGCCCAUCUGUGAGUUUGACAUGGUUAAGGAUCCUGAAGUACAAGAUUUCAGAAGAAACAUUCUUAAUGUUUGUAAAGAAGCAGUAGAUCUUCGAGAUGCCAAUGCUCCACAUAGUAGAGCAUUAUAUGUCUGUCCUCCAAAUGUAGAAUCUUCACCUGAGCUACCCAAACACAUAUACAAUAAACUAGAUAAAGGGCAAAUAAUAGUGGUGAUAUGGGUAAUAGUUUCACCUAACAACGAUAAGCAGAAGUACACCUUAAAAAUCAAUCAUGACUGUGUGCCUGAGCAAGUUAUUGCUGAAGCAAUUAGGAAGAAAACACGAAGUAUGUUGCUGUCAUCUGAACAACUGAAGCUUUGCGUGUUGGAGUACCAGGGCAAGUAUAUUCUGAAAGUGUGCGGCUGUGAUGAAUACUUGCUAGAAAAAUAUCCACUGAGCCAGUAUAAGUACAUAAGAAGUUGUAUAAUGCUUGGUCGCAUGCCCAAUCUCAUGCUGAUGGCUAAAGAAAGCCUAUAUACCCAGCUGCCGCUCGAUACCUUUACAAUGCCAUCUUACUCCAGGCGUAUCUCUACAGCUACACCCUACAUGAAUGGAGAAGCUACAGCCAAGUCCCUCUGGACUAUAAACAGUGCUCUCAGAAUAAGAAUCCUCUGUGCAACCUAUGUAAAUGUGAACAUUAGAGACAUUGACAAAAUCUACGUUAGAACAGGUAUCUACCAUGGAGGAGAACCUUUAUGUGACAAUGUGAAUACUCAGAGGGUACCUUGUUCUAAUCCCAGAUGGAAUGAAUGGCUGUCGUAUGACAUGUACAUUCCUGAUCUUCCACGUGCUGCUCGGCUCUGCCUCUCUAUCUGUUCUGUUAAAGGCCGGAAGGGUGCUAAAGAGGAGCACUGUCCAUUGGCUUGGGGAAACAUAAACAUGUUUGACUACACGGACACUCUUGUAUCUGGGAAAAUGGCUUUGAAUCUUUGGGCAGUACCCCAUGGACUGGAGGAUUUGUUGAAUCCUAUAGGUGUUACUGGAUCAAAUCCGAAUAAGGAAACUCCAUGUUUAGAGCUGGAAUUUGAUUGGUUUAGCAAUCCUGUUAAGUUUCCAGAUAUGACAGUGAUUGAAGAACAUGCCAAUUGGACGAUCUCACGUGAACUGGGCUUUAACUACAGCUAUGCGGGACUGAGUAACAGAAUAGCUAGAGACAAUGAAUUAAGAGAAAGUGACAAGGAGCAACUGAGAGCCAUAUGUACGCGAGAUCCUUUGUCUGAAAUCACUGAGCAAGAGAAGGACUUCCUCUGGAGCCACAGACACUAUUGUGUAAAUACGCCAGAAAUUCUGCCCAAAUUACUUCUGUCUGUUAAAUGGAAUUCUAGAGAUGAAGUGGCUCAGAUGUACUGUUUGGUAAAAGAUUGGCCUCCAAUCAAGCCAGAGCAAGCAAUGGAGCUUUUGGAUUGUAAUUAUCCAGAUCCAAUGGUGCGAGCUUUUGCAGUUCGGUGUCUAGAGAAGUACUUAACAGAUGACAAACUGUCUCAGUACUUAAUCCAGCUAGUACAGGUUCUGAAAUAUGAGCAGUACUUAGAUAAUCAACUCGUGAGAUUUUUACUCAAGAAGGCACUGACCAAUCAACGGAUAGGACACUUCUUCUUUUGGCAUUUAAAGUCUGAAAUGCACAAUAAAACUGUAAGUCAGAGGUUUGGUUUACUUCUGGAGUCCUAUUGUCGAGCAUGUGGAAUGUACCUAAAGCAUCUGAGCAGGCAGGUGGAGGCUAUGGAGAAGUUGAUUAACCUCACAGAUAUUCUCAAGCAGGAAAAGAAAGAUGAGACCCAGAAGGUGCAGAUGAAGUUUCUUGUUGAACAAAUGAGACGUCCAGAUUUUAUGGAUGCUUUACAAGGCUUUAUCUCUCCUCUUAAUCCUGCUCAUCAACUGGGAAAUCUUCGGCUUGAGGAGUGCAGAAUAAUGUCAUCUGCAAAAAGGCCCCUGUGGUUAAACUGGGAAAACCCAGAUAUUAUGUCUGAAUUGCUAUUUCAGAACAAUGAGAUAAUCUUUAAAAAUGGAGAUGACUUGCGUCAAGACAUGCUGACACUUCAGAUAAUUAGAAUUAUGGAAAACAUCUGGCAAAACCAAGGUCUUGAUCUUCGGAUGUUGCCUUACGGUUGUUUGUCUAUUGGUGACUGUGUGGGACUCAUUGAGGUAGUGAGAAGUUCUCAUACAAUCAUGCAGAUUCAGUGUAAAGGAGGCUUAAAGGGAGCAUUGCAGUUCAACAGCCAUACAUUGCAUCAGUGGCUCAAGGACAAGAACAAAGGAGAAAUGUAUGAUGCAGCUAUUGACUUGUUUACACGUUCUUGUGCUGGCUACUGUGUCGCUACCUUUAUACUGGGCAUUGGUGAUCGCCACAACAGUAACAUCAUGGUGAAAGAUGAUGGACAACUGUUUCAUAUUGACUUUGGCCACUUCCUUGACCACAAGAAGAAGAAAUUUGGCUACAAAAGAGAGCGUGUGCCCUUUGUCUUAACACAGGACUUUUUAAUAGUGAUUAGUAAAGGAGCCCAAGAAUGUACCAAAACAAGGGAGUUUGAAAGGUUUCAAGAGAUGUGUUAUAAGGCAUAUCUAGCAAUUCGGCAGCAUGCCAAUCUGUUCAUAAAUCUCUUCUCCAUGAUGCUUGGCUCAGGAAUGCCAGAACUGCAGUCCUUUGACGAUAUUGCAUACAUUCGAAAGACCCUUGCAUUGGACAAAACUGAGCAGGAAGCUCUUGAGUACUUCAUGAAGCAAAUGAAUGAUGCUCACCAUGGUGGCUGGACAACAAAAAUGGACUGGAUCUUCCACACAAUAAAGCAACAUGCUUUGAACUGAAAUGAAAGUGAAGAAAACAACUAAUAACCCGCUUUGUGGGUACUACACUGUUAAUACCUGUUAGCAGCAAAGACUGGUUGCAUAGGAAUUGCACAAACCAUGAAUGAUAUUAGAACUUAUGGCAAGAAAAAAGACAAACUGUUCAGACAACUGUUGAAAAACAAUGUAAAACAGGGUUUCAGAUAGCACUAAAAUUGUACACUUUGAAAAUUAAGCUUUAGUAUGAUGUGUGACUUCAUGUUAUGCCUUAAGCCCAAAAAGGUAAACUUUGGAAGAAUGUUUCCUUUUUUCAUUUGAUAGGAUAAAUUAGAAGGAAAAAGAAAAUAGUGCCAGCAUGAAUAUAGAGUCCAUCACAUAUUACCUUAGGUCUGGUACAGCAGGUAGAGACUAUGCUGGACUGAGAAGCAUUGAAAGAAAGUUCAAGUGGUAGUUAAUAUUUAAAUGCAGUGUAGUUUGAAGGGAAGGAGUUUAAGCUCAAAGAUCUAAAAAUAGUGAGAGGACAGUGCCUUUUAAAUGUGCUCAGAGGCAUUAACAUACAUGGGGUUUAGAUGAUCCUUUGAUUUCUGGGUCUGUCAUCUGCACAGUUUCAGAAAGCAGUAGGAAAUAGGCCCAUUCAGUAUGGUGUUUCUUCUGCUCAGUAUUUCUAGGGGUGCAAUUCAUACUUUCACAAAAAAAACUUUUCUUAUCAUCCCCCAAAACUGACUAACCUGGAAACUGAAUGGUCAGAAUUGGGUUUAGUGCAACAAAGAAUUGUAGUGUUCAUCUUAGGUUUGCUUUAAUCUAACUUGAACUGAAUAGAUUUUUUUCAUACAUGUUUUCCAAGAACCUAAAAAAAAAAAAGGUGAGUUAUUAAAAUUAUUGAAAGAUUAUUUUUUUAUAAAGGCUAUUUAUAUAAUAGGAACUAUUAUUAAUAUAUAUUCUUUAUUUACAUGAUUUGUCCAAUAUUCACUCUUUUAAUUUUGCAGCCCAGUUCUAUCUGUCCAAGGCUCCCAUUUCCCUUAAUGUCACUGAAGGUGACCAGUUAUAGGACCAAAUUCAACCCUGGUGAAAGAGGACACAAGUGCCAUUGAAGUGGUGGGAGACACACCCACUAAUGCCAGAGGUGAACUUGGCCUAAGACUCUUUAAAAAAAUAAUUAAUAAAAAUUAGGACAACUCUUCACAUUACUGAAGUGAUAUGCUGGCUAUUCAAGGAACGUAUGUUUAAACCCUCAACUUUUGGGUCCAUCAUUUCUCCUCUUUCUUCCUCCGCUCUGGAAGUGGUUGUUUAAUCCAGUAACCAAUACAUCAGAAAUAGUUGUUUAGAUUUUCAAUAUGAUCAGUAAUAAGCAGUUCAACAUGCAGCAGAUAUGUUGGCUAGCUCAAAGCAUGUGGAGUUAGCAAACUUUAUAGCUUUGUCUGUUUUGUGUGUGUGUAAUAUAUAUAUAUUUGUAAAGCUAGUUGUUGUCCUCCAACACAAUUAUGACGUGUGCAAUCAGUCAAAUUGGCACCACUUUUUUUUGAAACUGUUCAGAGUAAGAAGGAUGUCAGAUUGCCCUCAUGCACAACUUCAGGUAGGACUGUUUUUCUAACUACUAAAAAGGUUGUUUCUUUUUUUAAUUAGUGAAACCCAUGAUUCUGAGGGUGACGUUUACCCUAACAUUUUAAGCUUGCUAGAUUGGCAGCACUUGAAGUGAAUUCCAAAGGUCUGGGGCUUUCAGGGUUUCAACUCAUUCACUUCCAAACACACACCAAGGUGCCACUCAAAAAGUGCAAUACCACAUGUAAUAUAAAAUAUGCUGACAGCUGGUGUUAGAUUAGAAUAUAAGUAUAUAAAUAAACUGUACUUUGUGCAGGCUGUACUGAUGAGGUAAUGAGUGGUUGGCUUAAUUUAGCAAAUUGUAAUAUAUUAAAAAUGUGCAAUCAAUUACAUUAUGAAAGACUUUGGGGAUUGUAAAGCCAGGAUUUUGGUUUUUGAAGAUCCUUUCAUAGUCAAGCUCUUACAGUUAAUUACUGUACACAUAGAUACUUGACAAUGUUUUGGGGGGAAGCUGUCUUUGAAAACUACAGAAGUUCCAAGAAUAGUGUGGGAAAUGUGAAGUUUUAUUUCCUUAGUUCUACUAAACCCUUUGGAGUAGUCCAACAGACUUCCCAUUAUUCUUCGACUGUUACAUAUUCCUUUUUUUCAUAUGAAUAUUUUUACUCCUGCUAACCUUGGUCAUAUUUUCUAGAGCAAAAUUACUUUUGUACAUAUUACUUUGCAGUCAACACUAAUGGUGUAGCUCUUUGAAAACAUAGCUUUGUUUCAAUGAGUUUCAACUGUUUUGUUUGCGAAAUCUGAAACCCUGUUGGCUAUAACUCUUAAUUUAACAGAGUAAAAUUGUUGCACAAAUGCCACAUUAGGUGCUAUAUUAUUAUUUAUCUAUACUGAAACGUUUUGCUUUUUUUUAUAUAAGAGGAUGGUUGGACUUUUCCAACCAACAUGGAAAGAUGAACUCAAAUCUCUUGCAUCCUAUGAGCCCACCUUCUUUUGUACUUUACCCCUUCUCAACCAUAUACUUGUGUAAAUAUGGGUAUAAAUGUCUUUCAGUUCAAGCAUACAGUGUUUUGCACCCUUUUUGCACAAACAGAAAGGUAUGAGGAAUCAGGCUCUGUUUCCAAAACUUACUGCGACUAAAUGCUGUGCAUGAGCUGUAGAAGUUCAUAUGGACAUCAAAUAAUAAAAGAAAGGAAACGUAGUGAUAUAGACAUACUGUGAUGCGGGGUAAUUAUAGUUGUUUUUUUUAAAGGGGGAAGAUAAUGGGUGUUAAGAUAUUGUCCCUACUGUAACCAAGAUGGGCAUUUGGAAAACAUUCUGCUGGUGUUUCAGGGGGGGAAAAGGUUUUUCAGCUACAAAGCAUUUAAUACUAAUUACCUUACCUUGUUAUGCUACUUUUCUCUGAUAUAAAUUCACUGAAGAUAAUGGAGUUACUAUUGACUUAGGUUGAUGUAAAUAGGGUGAUGUCAUCUAUUCUCAGUAUCAGAAAAAGAUCUGCUUAUGGACUGUGAAAGCACCUGUAACUGAGCUCUAGAUUGUUUUGGAUUGCUUAGAAUUGGAAUUUCUACUUUCUUUAACUAUUCCCACUUCAUGGGCAUUGGAAGAUGUUCCCUUUAUUCUGAGUAUCAAACGCACAAAGCACUAAGCAGCUCGUAUCGAGCUUGAGUUAAACCUGAACACCUUGUUCCUGCCAAACUUUGUAGGAAAACUGCUGGAGCAAGGAGCCCAGGGCUGGGCUGUACGUGUUAUUGCAAAGCAUUAGGAAGAAAUUAGUGAAAUAUCACUUUAAAGCCUAACCUCAUCAACUGUGAAGCUAGUCAUGUUUGAUUUAAUGACAAUUGAAGCAGGUUGCUGCUGAUGAGUUUUUCUUAAAAUAAAUUCUUUGCUUUUCUGGAGGUAGCUCAAGAAGCACCUCUGACUUAUGCACAGUUUCUGUUCAGAAGGAGUGCAUUUGCAGGUUUUUUCAGACGUACUUUCAGUAUAAAUUGGGGGAGAGGAAGGCAUUUAAGUAUUUAAAUAAAACCAAAAUUGUCGGUGCUUUGGUAUCCUGUGGAGAAGAUAAGUCUGCAUACUAAAGGCAAUAGAGAAAUGACCGAGCUCAUAGAGAACUCUGUAUGUGCUUACCCUGUUGCUGGUCUUCUGGAGGGUUGGUUUGGUUUUUCAGCUUUCCUUUCCAUGUAAAGUGUUAAAAGCCCUUUAGCAGUCAGUAGCAUGUUUGUUGACAACCUGAAGGCACUUUCUUUGUCAUUCUACAACUGGCAUGUUCCUUGUCAUUUAAUAACUGGCGCGUUCCAGCACCUGUUCUAAAUAAUAAUUGUGAAUUCAUCCUGUUUUGCAUGUCUGUACAGGUUGCAGACGUGGGCUGGGCCCAAUCAAAAAAAAAAAAAAAAACAAAAAUGAAGCCACUGAAAUUACUGUUCUGUUGAUGUCUUUGACAUUUUUAAGAUAUUACAAGUUAAUGAAAAUGGUGUGGUAUUACAGAGAGAACUGUAAUUUGCUGCUUCUGAGAUUUUUUUUAAUUUCCAUGCUUUUUUUUAUUUUUGUUUUAGUUUUAUUUGAAAAGAACCACCACACUUUCAUUGUUGGUUUUAUUUGGCUUUCAUUUGUUUUUUAAUACUACGUAGCUGUAGAUAUCGUUGCAGUUUGUUGAAUUUCCACUUCAAUUUUGUAAUAUAUGUUUCAUACAAAUAAUGAAUUUUUCUUUUCUUUUUGUCUCAGUUUAGGGUAAGGUUCUCUCUGUCCAAAAUGAUGGGUGGGUAGCUCACCACCUAGCCGUGCAGCUGAUGGUGUGUGGGUUGGUUUUUAACCUGUGUUCUUGAGGGAAGCCAACUGGAAACUGCAUACAGAAGUUUUCAGUUUGCAUACACUAACCAAGUCUAGAUGCCCUGGUCUUUGGGAAAUUCUGGUUUCACUGUGUGCAGAUAUAACACAGAUUUCAUUAGGAACAGAUGCGCAACAGUACAUGAAAUCAGAAUUAGGCUCUGCGUAUAUUGAAGUCCCUGACUACUUGUUCUUAUGAUUCAGUAAGAAGGGUGCUCUUUUAAUGACAGGAAUGGGUACUAGCUGUCUGAUUAAAUCCUUGACUGUUUUAUUUGGAAAUAGUCUUUCUUUAUGAACUAGCCUUUUUAGCUCUCUAAUUCAUAACUGUGGUUAUUUGGUUUGUAGUAGCAUUUUAUCUGUGGGACUUCAAAGUUUAUUGCUUAUUACCUAAAAGAGAACUCUUAAAUGUUUCCUCUUCCUACUCUUUCACGGUAUUAAGACUUGCGAACCCACACUCGGGAGAAAUACAGUUGUUCUUAAUGCACUAUUUAGAGUACAGUGUUCUUAACUUCUGAGCUUUAUGAGGCAGAAUUCAAAAGUACAAGAUGUGCUGUUAGCUUUCCUGACCGCAGUACAGAGGUGGGGCCCCCCUGUCCACAUUCCUUCCUUCUCCAGCACCCCUCUCCCUGCAAAUGGACAUGCCCGUAGUCUAAGAACAACUUAAAAUAUUUGCAAGAGAAGAUUAAUUUAAGCAAUGCUUUGUCUGUUAGCUUUCCUACUGAUUUGCAUUAAUGUCUUAAGUGUCCUUGCUGUCAUUUCUAUAUGUGAUACAAUUUUUUUUUUCAGCAUGAGGAAGGCCAAAAAAUACACUAUCUUGACUUCUGAAGUUCUGGUGCCAAUUCCCCAGUAGCUAUAAAAUAGUUUAGGAUCCAUUUAGCUCCAUGUAACACUAGCAAUUUAAUUAGGAACCUGUUCCAGUAUUAGAAUUACUCCCAGUUAAACUUGACAAUUGUACUGCUGAAGUUACUGAAAGCCUGAUUCAAGCAGAAGCUCUGUCUCUCAAGGCUCUUGCAUCUGCCGUAGUUCAGUCCAUGAGGUCCAAGAUGUGUGUGUUUCCACCGAAUGGUCUAAUUUUGCUUUGUUUCAUUGGUCUGUAUACACUUGCUCAAUUCCCAGGAUUUAGUAAUAGGGUUCUAAAGUCUAAAUUAUCAACUGUACCAGGCUGUCCUGACUUGUCUUACUGUUUCAUUUGGGGCAGGAGUGAGAGGAAGGGAGGAAAGAGAUGAAUUACUGUCUUACAGCCACUGUGGUCACAUUUAUCUUUUUUUGUGUGUGUGAAUAUAAAUAUAUAAUUUCAUCAUCUGGGAGUGUCAUCCUCUCUCUCCCCUUUCCCCUAUUCCACCUCUGCAAGUUUUAACUGUCAAUAGCCACAUACACUACCAAAAUUCCUUUGCCUGCUGGAGAAAAGGAUGUUGAAAAAGAACAACGUAGGGCUGCAGCCUGAUAUCCCGGGUUCCUAUGUUUGAAGUUUUGAAAGUAUUGCUGUCGCUGCUACCAGUACUGUGACAGCAAGAGUUGUCACAGAAUUGCACAGAACUGAGGUUGUCAGGGACCUCUAGAGAUCAUCCAGUCUGACUGCCCUGUUUGAUGCAGGGUCAGCUAGAGCCGGCUGCCCCGGCCACCUCAAAGAGGAUUCACACUAAAAGCUUUUUCUUAAUGUUUCAAUGAAAUUCCCUCUAUUUCAUUGCCUAAUGUUCUUAUGUGUAGGGCACCAAAAAGAGCCUUGCCUGUCUUCUUUACCCCCCCCUCCGUCAGGUAUGUGUAUAUACUGACAAGGUGCCCUUGAGCUUUCCCUUCACCAGUCUAAACACUCCCAGUUCUCAGUCUCACACUGUAGGUAUCCUGUGUCUUUAUGGCUCUUUACUGGACCAGCUCCAGUAUGUCCAUGUCUCUUCUACUGGGCAGCCCAGCAGUGCUGGUUUGGUCUCCCCAGUGCUGAGCAGAGGAUCAGGGAUCGCCUCCCUUGACCAGGAUUCUGCUGGCAUUUGGCAUAGACAGAGACCGGGAGCAUGUAUUCUCUUGAUGCUUAUGCUGCUUUAUUGAAGCUAGUGGCAGUUUGUGUCUGCAUCAAAAAAGAGAGUAUAAACACCCACCAGUGUUGAAUACCUUUUUAAAACAAGACAGUUAUCUUUGAAAUAACCACUAUGGGGGGCGGGGGGGGGGGGGAUGUUGGGGUGUGUAUGUCAUUCUGUAAUACAGGUCCUGUGGUAAAAUAGCUAGAAAACAAGAAAUUUUUAGUAAUAAUGGGCCAAAACAAGUUUAAGAUAUGCAGUAAGAUGCAUGAAUUGUUGUACUGAGAGAGUCUUGCAGUACAUUUAAAGAAAAACAAUCCCUUCUGCUGUGCUACUCCAGUAACAAGCAAACUUUUUGGCCUGUGACACUUAAUUGUAGUUCAUGUUCAUGGGAAACUGUAAAAAGUCUUUUUAUUUAUCUCCGUCGUCUGUAUCACAUGCUGUUAAUUAAAAAUAUACUACUUGGGGUUUUUAUCACACUGUUGAGUGUUACUGUACAUAGUAAAAACUAAAUUAAAAUAAUAUGGUUGGUA
Messenger RNA from Gallus gallus (chicken), 12924 nucleotides. RefSeq names its product phosphatidylinositol-4,5-bisphosphate 3-kinase catalytic subunit alpha (gene PIK3CA). Gene Ontology annotation, molecular function: 1-phosphatidylinositol-3-kinase activity; 1-phosphatidylinositol-4-phosphate 3-kinase activity. The transcript is spliced from 25 exons. Gene Ontology annotation, biological process: phosphatidylinositol-mediated signaling; phosphatidylinositol 3-kinase/protein kinase B signal transduction; cell migration. Gene Ontology annotation, cellular component: plasma membrane; cytoplasm; phosphatidylinositol 3-kinase complex, class IB. The coding region runs from base 2838 to 6044 and encodes 1068 amino acids. The record is from RefSeq and is a predicted model, not a curated record. Lineage: Eukaryota; Metazoa; Chordata; Aves; Galliformes; Phasianidae.